This is a messenger RNA of Lepus europaeus (European hare), 1846 nucleotides long. RefSeq names its product synapsin III (gene SYN3). Gene Ontology annotation, cellular component: synaptic vesicle; synaptic vesicle membrane. Lineage: Eukaryota; Metazoa; Chordata; Mammalia; Lagomorpha; Leporidae. The record is from RefSeq and is a predicted model, not a curated record. The coding region runs from base 107 to 1846 and encodes 579 amino acids. Gene Ontology annotation, biological process: neurotransmitter secretion. The transcript is spliced from 13 exons. Gene Ontology annotation, molecular function: ATP binding.
UCUGCAGGCCCAAAGUCUAUCCACCCCCUCCACCUGACGGCCUGUGUUCCGGCUCUCACUGACUUGCGACAGCGUGGGGACGAACCACCUUCACCCACCCGAAGCCAUGAACUUCCUCCGGCGGCGUCUCUCUGACAGCAGCUUUGUGGCCAACCUGCCCAAUGGCUACAUGGCGGACCUUCAGCGCCCAGAUAGCUCCACCAGCUCCCCGGCCUCCCCGGCCAUGGAGAGGAGGCACCCCCAGCCCCUGGCGGCCUCCUUCUCCUCGCCAGGAUCCAGCCUUUUUAGCUCCUUCUCCAGCGCCGUGAAGCAGACCCCUCAGACCCCGGUGGGCGUGGUGGAGCCUCCGGUUCCCUCCACACCUGUUGUUCAAAGACCCAGGAUCCUGCUGGUGAUUGACGACAGCCACACAGACUGGUCUAAGUAUUUCCAGGGCAAGAAGCUGAAUGGGGAGAUUGAGAUCCGAGUGGAACAGGCUGAAUUCUCCGAGUUGAACCUGGCUGCCUAUGUGACUGGGGGCUGUGUGGUGGACAUGCAGGUCAUCAGAAAUGGGACCAAAGUUGUGAGAUCCUUCAAGCCAGACUUCAUCCUGGUCCGCCAGCAUGCCUACAGUAUGGCCCUGGGCGAAGACUACCGCAGCCUGGUCAUUGGCCUGCAGUACGGAGGGCUGCCCGCCAUCAACUCCCUCUACUCCGUCUACAACUUCUGCAGCAAGCCCUGGGUGUUCUCUCAACUCAUUAAGAUCUUUCACUCCUUGGGCCCUGAGAAGUUCCCACUGGUGGAGCAAACAUUUUUUCCCAACCACAAGCCAAUGCUCACCGCCCCACACUUCCCCGUGGUGGUCAAGCUGGGACACGCCCACGCCGGGAUGGGAAAGAUCAAAGUGGAAAACCAGCACGACUACCAGGACAUCACGAGCGUGGUGGCCAUGGCCAAGACCUACGCCACCACCGAGGCCUUCAUCGACUCCAAGUACGACAUCCGCAUCCAGAAAAUCGGGGCCAACUACAAGGCCUACAUGAGAACCUCCAUCUCCGGGAACUGGAAGGCCAAUACAGGCUCUGCCAUGCUGGAGCAGGUGGCCAUGACCGAGAGGUACAGGCUGUGGGUGGACAGCUGCUCAGAGAUGUUCGGUGGCCUGGACAUCUGUGCGGUCAAGGCGGUCCACAGCAAGGACGGCCGGGAUUACAUCAUCGAGGUGAUGGACAGCUCCAUGCCCCUGAUCGGAGAGCACGUGGAAGAGGACAGACAGCUGAUGGCUGACCUUGUCAUCUCCAAAAUGAACCACCUGCUGGCGCCAGGGGCCACGGUGCCCUCGCCCCUGAGACCUUGGGCUCCACCGACCAAACCAGCGAAAUCCCCAGGGCAGGCCCAGCUGGGCCCUCAGCUGGGACAACCCCAGCCACGGCCGCCUCCACAAGGGGGCCCUCGUCAAGCUCAGUCUCCUCAGCUCCCGAGGUCUGGAAGCCCCUCCCAACAGAGGCUCUCCCCCCAAGGCCAGCAGCCCCUGAGCCCCCAGGCCGGCUCUCCACAGCAGCAGAGGUCACCAGGGUCCCCACAGCUGUCCCGGGCGUCCAGUGGCGGCUCCCCGAACCAGGCCGCCAAGCCGGGCGCCACCCUCGCCUCUCUGCCCCGGCCACCCGUGCAGGGCCGCAGCGCCUCCCAGCAGGGCGAAGAGACCAAGAAGUCAGCACCACCUCAUCCUCAUCUCAACAAAUCUCAGUCCCUGACCAACAGCCUCAGCUCCUCCGACGCCUCCCAGCGCGGGCCCCCCAGUGAAGACGAGGCCAAGGCCGAGACCAUCCGCAACCUGAGGAAGUCCUUCGCCAGCCUGUUCUCUGAUUAA